Messenger RNA from Salvia splendens (bonfire salvia), 855 nucleotides. RefSeq names its product glycine-rich protein DOT1-like. The transcript has 3 exons. Lineage: Eukaryota; Viridiplantae; Streptophyta; Magnoliopsida; Lamiales; Lamiaceae. The coding region runs from base 49 to 855 and encodes 268 amino acids. The record is from RefSeq and is a predicted model, not a curated record.
UAUAACUAAUCUUAUCACUCGUCUAAUUCUUUUGCAAACUUUAAAAUAAUGGGUUUCAAAGUAAAUAUUGGUGUUGCCAUUUUUAGUGUUAUGCUGCUUCUCGUUUUCUCAGAUUCGACUCGCGUUUCCAACACAAUCGAUGUCCCACGUGAUGAGGGCAAAGGGAGUAAUGAGUCUGUAAAUGAUUCCAAAUGUUUUGGAAAAUUAUACCAUAGAGGUUUUAAACACGGUGAAUACGGACUAGGAGGAGGAGGAGGAGGCGGCGGUUACAAUGAUUAUGGUGGCGGAGGCGGAGGCAGAGGCGGUGGGAGUGGCUAUGGAGAAGGUGGAGGCGGUGGGAGUGGCUAUGGAGGUGGUGGUGGUAGCGGCUAUGGGGGUGGUUCUGGCAGCGGUGGUGGCGGUGGUAGCGGCUAUGGAGGUGGUUCUGGCAGCGGAGGUGGUGGUGGUAGCGGCUAUGGAGGUGGUUCUGGUAGCGGUUCUGGUGGUGGUUAUGGUGGUGGUGGUGGUUAUGGCGGUGGAGAUGGCUAUAAUGGUAAUAGAGUUGGUUCGGACGUCGUCAAUCCAUCUAUAGAUACUGAGAAGACAACUUCCAUCGUCAACCAAGAAGGGUACAGAAGGAGCUAUGGCGGAGGGGGUCAUGGGGGUGGCUAUGGGGGUGGCCAUGGGGGUGGCUAUGGGGGUGGCCAUGGGGGUGGUGGAGGAGGUGGCUAUGGGGGUGGCCAUGGGGGUGGAGGAGGAGGUGGCUAUGGGGGUGGCCAUGGGGGUGGAGGAGGAGGUGGCUAUGGCGGUGGCCAUGGGGGUGGAGGAGGAGGUGGCCACGGGGGCGGCUAUGGGGGUGGAGGGGGUGGCAAAUAA